UUACAGAGCCUAAAAUAAAGAGAUCAUCAGUCGGUUACUGCCUUUUACUGGAGGCUGUAGAGAGCCGGUCAGAACAGGCGCCGAACACGGCGCCACUCGCCAUUGCCCCAGCUGCUGCUAGGGUUUCCGAACCCCGCUUCCUUCGGUCGGCAGCAUCCCUUGGCCUCUUGGGAUUACAAAAGAAACGCACCGCACCUGGCUCCCACUCCCCUUUCUUUGUUCGAAUCCAUUGGAGCCCACGAGGUAGUUGCCUCCCAAAACCCUCUAGGCCUCUACCUCUGCUACUAAUAAGUGAGUCCCAUCACUUCCAGUUCCAGUCUUGGAUCCUGGAAGAUUCUGCGCGAUCUCAUCAUCUCCUUCUCGAUGGGGCCUAUUCUUGGCAGGCUUUUCGCUUCCUGGAUCCUCGCUGAUGUGCAGGAAUGGCAGUUCUAGGAGUUCCAGGACCCGCCAGAUAAAAGGUAACACUCAUUACAGGAAUCCCGUCUGUUCUAUUCUUGGAUCGCCGGUUGUAUUUGUUUCUUCGUCUGGAUGGCAGCCGGGUAGACGCAAAUUCUUUAUCCAUAUAUCGUGUUCUUGGCAUUGAUUUGAUCUCAAUAAACAUCUUCGAAAGCCGCGAUCUUUCUUCUUGGAAUCUAUGCACGUUUGACUUGUUGUCUCACGCAGACUGAAGAGCACGGACACUCGGAGUCGGACGCUGCUCGGCCUCGUCCUGGACGGAGGAAUCUUGCAGAUGGAGCCGGCAAAGGGGAAGAUGAGGAGGACGUCCUCCAACCUGCUUCUGCGAAUCACGGACAUCUGCAAGGUGCAUUCCGUCGGCGUCGCGGAGAACGUCGGCGGGAAGCCCAAGGCCGACAGCACCGGGGGGAGCAGUGAAGACGGUGCACACCUGAAAGUACACCCGCAUCAAGUCUCUGACCAUGAGAGUUGCUCCGGAAGCUCCACUGCCCGCUAUGAGGAAGCGGUUGUCGAGAGGCUUCUUGAGGCAAUCUCUUGUCUGAAGCUGGCUUAUGUCAAGGUUCAGCAAGCACAUGUGCCAUAUGAUCCUGAAAAGAUUGCGGUCGCUGGUGAACAUUUCGCGUCCGAGCUUGAAGGGACCUCUGGGCUUAAAGAUCUGUAUGUUAGUGCCAACAAGUGGAGCAAUCCAAUGUAUCAGUCUCAUGUCAGCUCAAGAAUUCAUGAGCAGCAGAAGCUCGCUGUGGAGUUGCAGGCUGACAUCUGCAAGAAAGAUUCUGAACUUGUUCUGUUGCGAGCAGAGUUGGAAGCGCUGGAAAGGAGUAAUAUGGAACUGAAGGAGGAGGUUGAUCGGAGAGCAAUGCACAGGGAGAACAAAAUUGGCAUUGGCAAGGGGGAAUCAAUGGAUAUGUUCAUCGAAUUGUUUGAGAGUUCAUCGAAGCAUAUUCACGAUUUUACAAAACUCGUCGUCAGUUGGAUGAGAGUUUCAGGAUGGGACCUCGGCAUCUCUAACUUUCCAACUGACAAAUCUGUCGUAUAUGAGAAAAGGUCUCAUAAGAAGUAUGGUGUUGAGGCGUACUUUGCUCGUGCAAUGCUUAUGGGGACCAAAGAAGAGUAUUUCUCCAUGGAUUCGUAUGAUCGUGUCAUGAGUUUUAAGGAUCCAUUUGAUGCUCUUAUGGAGGCUCCAAAUUCUGCUUUUGGAAGAUUUUGCAGAGAAAAGUAUCUGGUGGCUGUACCUAGGAGUAUGGAGGAUUCCUUCAUGGGAAAUUUGGAUCACAGAGCAUUUGUCGAGAGGGGCGGUCAUCCAAGGACACAAUUUUACCAGACAUUUGCAAAAAUGGCUCGAUAUGUUUGGGCAUUGCUCACAGUUGCUCGCUACUUGAAACCAAGAGCUGAAAUGUUCUUCGUAAAGACUGGUGUUCAGUUUCAAAAGAAGCACAUGGAAAGUGUACCAGCCAAAUUGACCACGGAGGAAGCAAACUUCAGUGUUGGCUUUACAGUAAUGCCUGGCUUUAAGAUUGGAUGCACUAUCAUCAGGUGCAAGGUCUAUCUGUCGAUGCUGGAUGCACGGCAUUUCUAAACACAUAAUACUAUAAUUAAAGCAUGAGGUAAGCAGAAUGCAAUAGUUUUAUAGUAGUUCUAUUAAAUAAGCUUACGGUUGGAAGCUCCUCCUGUAUUACGACGAGGAACAUUAGCCAAUAUAUAUAACUGAAGAGCACUAACUUGCUGUAAAGUCUUAUGCUACUAUAUGAAACAUUUUCAGUGUUCUGAUCUUCUCUGAGUCAUGCCUUUGUUCCUACGGAAAAUUGAACAUCCCUAUAACAUUUUCUAUAUAUCUAACCAUGAGUGAAACAAUGCUUCUGAUGGUACAAUAGAAUUUCAUCUGGCAAAAA
Molecule: messenger RNA, 2345 nt
Organism: Panicum virgatum (switchgrass)
Lineage: Eukaryota; Viridiplantae; Streptophyta; Magnoliopsida; Poales; Poaceae
Product: protein GRAVITROPIC IN THE LIGHT 1-like
Exons: 1
Coding region: 731-2032 (433 amino acids)
Biological process (GO): response to red or far red light; negative gravitropism
Source: RefSeq, a predicted model, not a curated record